This is a messenger RNA of Staurois parvus, 332 nucleotides long. The record is from the annotation of a GenBank genome assembly. Lineage: Eukaryota; Metazoa; Chordata; Amphibia; Anura; Ranidae.
GUACUGAUAGACGGCACUGACUGGCAUCACUGCUGGGCACUGACUGGCGGCACUGACUGGCACAACCCCUGGGCACUGACUGGCGGCACUGACUGGCACAACCCCUGGGCACUGACUGGCGACACUGACUGGCAGCACUGCUGGGCUGCACUGGUGGGUGGCACUGGUGGGCACAGGUGGGUGGGCACAGGUGGGUGGCACUGCUGGGCACAGGUAGGUGGCACUUCUGGGCACAGGUAGGUGGCACUGCAGAGUGGCACAGGUGGGUGCACUGCUGGGCACAGGUGGGUGCACUGCUGGGCACAGGUGGGUGAUCUGCUGGGCACAGGUGG